CCCCUGUUGCAGACAAUGCCUUUUCGUAAAGGCAGAGCUUCACUGUUUUCCACCAAACGAAAUCAUAACACACCACAACGACAAGUACGGAGUGGUCUUCAAACAGUCUAUACCUCGAACAAUAUAACGACUACCUUGGGAGCCUCACUCAUCCAAGCACAGAAUUGCAUACAACUUCAAAUCUCACUAAUGGCAGCUCUGAGUGUACUACUACUGCUUCUGAUUACAGCCCAAGUUUGCUGGGCCGCCUGUCCAGCGUCCACGGUCACAUGCGCUUCCAGGUGGGGCUGUGACAUUACAAACUUCAGAGGAUGGUGGCAGGACAGAAAGAGUUGUAGAGCAACAAGAGUCGUUUACCCAGGAAACGAAAAUGAGCUCAUCAGGGCAGUUGCAGAUGCAGUGAAAGAAGGGCGAAAGAUAAAAGUUAUGAGCGCUGGGUCACACACAUUUAAUCGGUUUGCCUGCCCGGGUGGGAAUGUGGGUGUUUUGAUAAGCACCCGGGACUACAACUCCCGGAUUAUAGUGAACAAGAAGUGGAAAACUGUUACUGUAGAUGCAGGGGUUCUGUUAAAAGACAUGGUGGAAAAUCUUGCUAGGGAAGGUUUAACCAUAGCGCAGAGUCCCUACUGGGAUGCGGUUACAAUGGCGGGGAUUAUCAGUAUGGCGGUACACGGAAGCGGUUUGUGGGGAAAAGGCGGCGGAGUUCAAGAAUAUGUUGUGGGUAUGAGCAUUGUGGUUCCUGCGCCUUCUUAUGCAGGGUAUGCCAAGCUUAUCAGAUUGGGUCAGAAGGAUGAGGACUUAAAAGCUGCAAGGAUUUCUCUGGGAGUUCUUGGGGCCAUUUCUCAGAUCACGUUUCGGGUGGAGAAUAUGUUCAAGAGGUCGGUUGCUUUGCAGCUAAAGAGUGACUACGGUCUUGAGUAUUUUGCUGUAGCGGUUGCGAGACAGCAUGAGUUUGCAGAUGUUACGUGGUAUCCUUCGCUAGGAAGAGUGAUUUACAGGCUUGAUGACCGGGUGUCGGUCAGCGUACCCGGAGAUGGAAGUAACUUGCAGAUUCUUUUCCGGCCGCAGACGGUGAAGACCAUUGUUCAGAGUAGAGCGACAGAGGAAGAGAUUCAAGCAACCAAAGAUGCAGACAAACUUUGCCAAAUAUCAGAGCAGCAACUGAAGCAAACAAUCCAGACAGGAGGCGGAUUCCUGAACGACGGCGUAAACUUCAAAGGAUUCCCAGUAAUAGGCUACAACAACAACAUGCAGUCGUCUUCCGGAUGCCAAACCGACCCAAAAGCCAAUAACAACACAAACACCUGUUCUCUCACCUCAAAAGAUCUGAAGAGCAACGACGUUAUCUGCGGUUGGGAUUCAAGAAUAAACGGCAGUUUUAUCUUUCACACCUCCGUUGCCAUUCCUCUGUCCGCCCUGCCAUCCGCCAUUACAGACAUAAAACACCUUCGUGACCUAAAUCUCAAAGCCUUCUGCGGCCUUGACUUCUAUGGGGGCAUUCUUAUGAGAUACGUUGCGAAAUCAGAUGCCUACUUAGGGUUUAAGGAAGAUACAGUGGACAUCGAAUUCUUUUACUACAGGUCUCGCCAGCCUAAUGCACCUCGCUGGAACGAGGACGUAAUGGAAGAGAUUGAACAGCUUCUUCUGCAGAAAUAUGAUGGGAGGCCACACUGGGCUAAGAAUAGGGUUUUCACCUUCCAGGGCGCUGCUCAGAGGGCAGUAAACGUGGAAAAGUUUAUAGAGGCCAAGCUGAGGCUCGAUCCAUUUGGCUUCUUCUCAAGCGAGUGGUCUGAUGCAGUUUUGGGGUGGGGAAAUGUUUUGAGAUGGCGGGACAGAUGUGCUCAUGAUGGAUUGUGUGUGUGCAGAGUAGAUCGCCACUGCUCUCCCCAACUUGGAUAUUUUUGCAGGAGUGGAAGACUUUGGAAGAAUGCACGUGUUUGCAGACAGGAAUGAAUGGAUACUCUAUAUUGAUGUUUUUCCUGAGAUUUGUUUUCAAAAUGUUCAUAUUGUUUUGAAUCUUUUCAUUUCUGGGUGACACUAUUUCUUUACCUGAUUGAUUCAGAUGGGAUGCAAAGUCUAUUCAGUCAAGCUUCUCCAGAAGAAUUUACAUACUAAACACAUUUUAUAUUGUAGAUUGCAGUGCUCCAAUUGUUUUAGUGGGGGCUGGCUCAACAGCCAAAACAACCAGCACAUUAUGCACAACACGGUGGCUGUUCAGACUGGGUAGAAGUGGUGGGCCUUCCAUGAACAGGAUGAUUUUUUUGUACAAGAGAUUUUCGCUGUUGUUUCCGAAUUAGAUUGUGUGAGAAUGUGAACGAAAAUCUCAAUUAAAAAAACUCACACCAUCUAAUCAAGAAACAACAGUCAUAAUAUAGAAUUCAAUAUUGUAGACCACAAUGCUUUUACAUAUCAAAUUAAUAGUAGUGAGAACAUAGUUGCAUUGUAUUCUUUUUAA
Cryptomeria japonica (Japanese cedar) is the source of this 2455-nucleotide messenger RNA. Its product is annotated as L-gulonolactone oxidase 3. The transcript is spliced from 2 exons. The record is from RefSeq and is a predicted model, not a curated record. Lineage: Eukaryota; Viridiplantae; Streptophyta; Pinopsida; Cupressales; Cupressaceae. The coding region runs from base 16 to 1953 and encodes 645 amino acids. Gene Ontology annotation, molecular function: D-arabinono-1,4-lactone oxidase activity; FAD binding. Gene Ontology annotation, cellular component: membrane.